Molecule: messenger RNA, 1564 nt
Organism: Branchiostoma belcheri (Belcher's lancelet)
Lineage: Eukaryota; Metazoa; Chordata; Leptocardii; Amphioxiformes; Branchiostomatidae
Product: neuronal acetylcholine receptor subunit alpha-7-like
Exons: 7
Coding region: 10-1374 (454 amino acids)
Biological process (GO): nervous system process; monoatomic ion transmembrane transport; chemical synaptic transmission
Cellular component (GO): neuron projection; synapse; postsynaptic membrane
Molecular function (GO): acetylcholine-gated monoatomic cation-selective channel activity; transmembrane signaling receptor activity
Source: RefSeq, a predicted model, not a curated record
AAGGAACUGAUGAAAAACUACCAGCGGGGGAUCCGGCCUGUCGCCAACUACUCCCAGCCAACACCUCUAAAACUGGGAGUGGACUUCCGCCAGAUCAUAGACCUGGAUGAGAAGAACCAGAUUCUCACUAGUGACAUCUGGCAGAGACAGUACUGGAAGGAUGACGACCUGAAAUGGAACCCUGACGAUUAUGACGGGAUGACCUUCAUUAACAUCCCGUCUUCGGCAGUCUGGGUACCGGACAUCGUCCUCACUAACAGUGCUGGCAAGAAUCAUGACCAACCGGAAACAAACGUCAUCGUCAGCCAUGACGGGCAGGUCACGUGGCUGGUGACCCGGAUGUACAAGAGUUCGUGUCACAUCAACACGUACUACUUCCCGUUCGAUGAGCAGAACUGCACUUUGACCUUUGCGUCAUGGACGUACAGUGGGAACGAGAUCAACCUGACUCAUGAAGAGGUUCCGCCGAGCAAGUCCUACUAUGUGGACAACGAUGAGUGGAAACUGGUGGAGAUUCACGUAGAGAGACACGUACAAGUGUACGAGUGCUGCCCGGAGCACUACCCGGAAGUGACGUAUGUGAUCCAGAUCCAGAGAAGAUCCCUGUUCUACGUCACCAACCUGCUGGCCCCCUGCGCCCUGCUUUCCGUCCUGGCCAUCUUCGGGUUCUACCUGCCGUCCGAUUCCGGGGAACGAGUGGGGCUGGGGAUCACCAUCCUGCUCUCGUACUCAGUGUUCCUGCUGAUGGUGUCGGAGUGGAUGCCGCCCACGUCACGGACUGUGCCACUCAUCGUGGUGUACUACACCGUGACGAUGUUGCUUGUCGGCCUGUCGACCAUCAUGACCAUCGCUGUUCUCAACAUCCACCACUGCGCAGCCGACACCACAGAGGUACCCGGCUGGAUCCGAAAUCUCGUGCUGUCCUAUCUCGCGAGACUUUGCCGCAUGGAGGUGCCCAAGUCGAAGAACACGCGAACGAACCCUGGCCACCACCAGGUGGAGAACCCGGUCGCCAUUUUGAAACUCGAUACCCACCACCACAGACGUAGCGAUAUCGAUACUGUUGAGACUGCAAAAGAAACCCCAAAACUCACUCCAAAAGUUGGAGAUUGCCGAAAAGAAUCGAAGCACGAAACGCCCGUAAGUAGUAUCAACGGGCAGCAAAUCCACCUUAUGGAUGCUUUGCAGUCCAUUCGUAAGGAAAUUUGCAUAAUAAACGAGAGAUUCCAUCGCGCGGAUUCGGAAAGAGCUUUGGCGAAUGAGUGGAAACUUGUUGCUAAGGUGAUGGACCGAGUUUUGAUGAUACAGUUCACGGUGGCUACGGUUCUGACGUGUGUUUGUCUGUUUGCACAGGUUCCAAAUAUUAACUGGUGAAAAGUCAGGCUGGAUUCGUGGGAAAAAAAUUAAUAAAGACCCAUUUGGUUUGUUCAAUCCAACAUAACAGUUGCUAAAAAAUUACUGCAUUACGGCCUAUCUCUUGCUCAAUAUGUAAAACCCCUAGGCUAGCUAUAUUUCUACAUGUAUAUACAAGGUAUGACACAGAGAAUAGCAGCUGCAUUCAAUC